This is a messenger RNA of Tauraco erythrolophus (red-crested turaco), 367 nucleotides long. Lineage: Eukaryota; Metazoa; Chordata; Aves; Musophagiformes; Musophagidae. The record is from RefSeq and is a predicted model, not a curated record.
AGCUCUCUUGAAGCUAAUGACUUCUCAUCUCUCAGCUUUCCAAGGAGGCUUUGGAAAAUUGUUGAAAGCCACCAAUUUAAGUCCAUUUGGCGGGUUGAUGAUGGAAUUUGUAGUGUGAUUGAUGAAGAGGAAGUGCUGGCAAGGAAAGGACCUUGGAGAGUUUUUGAAAUUGAGAGCAUGAAAAGUUUUGUUCAUGAGGUCAACAUAUAUGGAUUCAGCAAAUUACUCUUCUACUACAACCUCAACUUUAAGAGACAUUAUCCCCACCAGCUCAAAAAGCGCAAGCAGAAAUUUGCUGUAAGAGAAGAGAAGCAGCUGCAUUUUCACAGGAGAGAGAUCCAAAAGAAAACUGUUGUAGAAGAAGCCC